CGACGCUGUCCCGGCCCUGAGGCGUCUGCGCGGCCCCGCCGGGCUGGAGGCAGCGGCAGCGCGGGGAGGACGGCCCGGCUGCACCGCAUUAAAUGAUCUCAAGAGCCAUCUCUAUGUCUCUGUUCUUCCAUGGGCCCACAGAAACUGCUGUGGUUUUCUUCUUCUCUCUCCUGUUCGUCUGUUCUGCUCUCUGAACUUUUUGGAGGAGAAUACUGACCUGAGAUGGAAGUCAAAACAUCAUUUAGCAAACCCAGCAGGAUUCCUGAAACCGUAUCCACAUUAAUUAAUGAAGAGUUUGUCUUGGUUCAUCAGAAAUCUGAGGAUGCCUCUGGAAAUGAUGAAAAGCCACAGCUAAAGGUAUUUUCAAAUGGAGAUGAGGAGUUGGAGAAGGCAAUGGAAGAGAUACUGCGUGAUUCUGAGAAAGACCAGUAUGUCACUGCACUCCCAGAAGGUUUCAGUGAUGCCAGUGGCCAGACAGCUGUGGAGGGGUCAGCAGGACAAACAACUCAGCCAUCUUUGCAGCUUGUUUUAGACCCUUCUACUACAGGUAAAAUCUCUGCACCAAGGCCAUCUUCUCCCAGUGAGCCCCCAGAAGAGGACAGCGUGUUGUUUAACAAACUGACUUAUUUGGGUUGCACAAUGGUGUCAGCCCCACGGAAUGAACCAGAAGCUCUACAUGCCAUGGCAAACAUGAAAUCCUCGAGUCAGGCCCCUUUACCUGUAACGCUCUAUGUUCCAAACAUUCCAGACGGCUCUGUAAGAAUAAUCGAUCAGUUGAGCAAUUUGGAGAUAGCCUCCUUUCCCAUCUAUAAGGUGUUGUUUUGUGUGCGGGGCCAAAAUGGGACUGCAGAGAGUGACUGCUUUGCAUUUACUGAGAGCAGCUGUGGAACAGAAGAGUUCCAGAUCCAUGUUUUCUCUUGUGAGAUUAAAGAGGCUGUCAGCCGAAUUUUGUAUAGUUUCUCCACAGCUUUCAAGCGUUCUUCCAAACAAGCAUCUGAUCAUGUGAAGGACUUUGUUCUUCCCACACCAGAUAGUGAUGUGUACACUUUCAGUGUCUCCUUAGAAGUCAAAGAAGAUGAUGGAAAAGGAAAUUUUAGCCCUGUGCCAAAGGAUAGAGAUAAAUUGUACUUCAAGCUAAAACAAGGAAUUGAGAAGAAAGUGGUGAUCACAGUUCAGCAACUUUCAAACAAAGAACUGGCCAUUGAAAGGUGCUUUGGGAUGUUGCUAAGCCCUGGACGAAAUGUGAAGAACAGUGACAUGCAUUUACUAGACAUGGAAUCCAUGGGAAAGAGUUCUGAUGGGAAGGCUUAUGUCAUUACUGGAAUGUGGAACCCUAAUGCACCCAUGUUUCUAGUACUUAAUGAGGAAACUCCAAAAGAUAAGCGUGUGUUCAUGACUGUGGCUGUGGAUAUGGUUGUUACUGAAGUAGUGGAGCCAGUCCGGUUUUUGCUGGAGACCGUUGUGCGUGUGUAUCCUGCCAAUGAACGCUUCUGGUACUUUAGCAGGAAAACCUUCACAGAAACUUUUUAUAUGAAGCUAAAGCAGUCUGAAGGAAAAAGCCACACAAGUGCUGGAGACGCAAUUUAUGAAGUUGUCAGUCUGCAAAGAGAAUCUGCCAGAGAGGAAGAAUUAGUCACCCCAACAAGUGGAGGAGGGCCUAUGUCAUCCCAGGAGGAUGAGGCAGAAGAAGAGAGUGAUAAUGAACUCUCCAGUGGCACUGGUGAUGUGUCAAAGGAUUGUCCUGAGAAGAUUUUGUAUUCCUGGGGAGAGUUACUGGGGAGAUGGCACAAUAACCUUGUUGUGAGACCAAAUGGAUUGUCCACUCUGGUGAAGAGUGGUGUUCCAGAAGCAUUGAGGGCAGAGAUCUGGCAGUUGCUGGCAGGAUGCCAUGACAACCAGGCAAUGCUGGAUAAAUACAGAUUACUCAUCACAAUGGAUUCUGCUCAAGAGAGUGUCAUCAAACGAGAUAUCCAUCGCACAUAUCCAGCACAUGAUUAUUUUAAGGACACAGAAGGAGACGGUCAGGAAUCUCUGUACAAAAUCUGUAAGGCCUACUCUGUCUAUGAUGAGGACAUUGGCUACUGCCAGGGACAGUCCUUCCUUGCAGCUGUGCUUCUACUUCAUAUGCCAGAAGAGCAGGCAUUCUGUGUAUUUGUGAAAAUAAUGUAUGAUUAUGGCUUGAGGGACCUCUACAGAAAUAACUUUGAAGAUCUCCAUUGCAAAUUUUUCCAACUGGAGAAGUUAAUUCAGGAGCAGUUACCAGACUUGCACAGCCAUUUCUCAGACCUCAAUUUGGAAGCUCACAUGUAUGCAUCCCAGUGGUUCCUCACUCUUUUUACUGCCAAGUUUCCACUCUGCAUGGUCUUCCACAUCAUUGACUUACUACUUUGCGAGGGUAUGAACAUAAUCUUCCAUGUGGCUCUGGCUCUUUUAAAGACCUCCAAAGAGGACCUUCUACAGGCUGAUUUUGAAGGAGCUUUAAAAUUCUUCAGGGUUCAGUUGCCCAAGAGGUACAGAGCUGAGGAGAACGCCCGGAGACUCAUGGAACAAGCUUGCAAUAUUAAGGUGCCAACAAAAAAGCUGAAGAAAUAUGAGAGAGAGUACCAAACAAUGCGAGAGAGCCAGCUGCAGCAGGAAGAUCCUAUGGACAGAUAUAAGAGGGAAAACCGCAGGCUCCAAGAAGCAAGCAUGAGGCUGGAGCAGGAGAAUGAUGACCUUGCCCAUGAGCUUGUAACAAGCAAAAUUGCCUUGCGGAAUGACCUGGACCAGGCUGAAGACAAAGCAGAUGUUUUGAACAAGGAACUUCUCCUGACCAAACAGAAGCUCGUGGAGACUGAGGAAGAGAAAAGGAAGCAGGAAGAGGAAACUGCUCAGCUGAAGGAAGUCUUCAGGAAGCAGCUGGAGAAGGCAGAAUCUGAGAUCAAGAAAACCACAGCCAUUAUUGCAGAGUAUAAACAGAUUUGUUCCCAGCUCAGUACCAGGCUGGAAAAACAACAAGCGGCCAGUAAAGAUGAACUGGAAGUUGUGAAGGGUAAAGUGAUGGCCUGCAAACACUGCAGUGAGAUUUUCAGCAAGGAGGGGGCACUGAAGGUGCCUGCUGUAAGCAUGGACAACAAAGGCAUCGAAACAGAUGAUGAGAAGGAUGCACUGAAGAAGCAGCUGAGAGAGAUGGAGCUGGAGCUUGCACAGACCAAACUGCAGCUUGUGGAAGCCAAGUGCAAAAUUCAGGAGCUGGAGCACCAGAGAGGAGCCCUUAUGAAUGAAAUCCAAGCUGCCAAAAACUCUUGGUUUAGCAAAACCCUGAACUCUAUCAAAACGGCCACGGGCACACAGGCAGCUCCGCAGCCCCAGCCGCCCCUGCCUCCCAGAGAGGGCAGCACAUAGUUCCAGCCACAGCCGGCACAAGAGCACAAAGAACAACACAGCUGAAACCUUGGAGGAUUCUUCCAGUGGUCUCUCCUCCUGGGCAAAGGACAAUGAGGCAGGAGUGCAGGCUUGAAGUGAAAUUCUUCAGUGUUUUUCAUUGAUUUUCUGAUGUGACCCUUUUCAAAGGGGGGGGGGGAAAAAAGUCCUGGUUUAUGUUGACUUCCUACUUCCCAUACUGCCUUGCUGAAAGGCACAUUCUGAUACCUUCAUACUUUUACACUUUAUUUUAUAUGACUAGAUGUUAAAUAAAUAUUUCAAAACUAGGUCUUUAAUACACAUCUAAUUUGAAAUUAUUUUUGUCUUGCAUAGAAGGUUUUUCUUCUGGAGGAAGAGAGAGAAUGGAAAACAUACAGUACUGCAGCAUAAUCUCUCCCUAGAAAGCACAGUGUAAGACAAUGAGGAUAACUUAGGCCCUGGGACCAUCUCAGAAGUUUAUCACAGCAACUGCAUCCUGCAGAGAAGCACUUUUUGUAAAGCUUAGGCCAUAGCAAAGAUAGGCUUGUGCUCUCCUGGCACAACUGCUAUGAGCUUCCCUUACAACUUCUUAGUUUGGAUUGGUUUAUCUUCAGAAAUACAAAUAGUGCCAUUUUUGUAACACUGUUGUUUAAAGGCUAUUUACAGCUCAGCUGGAAUUUAACAGAAAGUUCCCUAGUUCCCUUUUUUAAUUCAUGUUUAUAUUAAGAAUUCCAAGGAAUAAUUCCUUCCACUGGGAUAAAGGGGGUACCAUUUUGACGCUUGAUGUUUUUGCUGAGAAGCAGAGUGGAGACCUUGCAUGGUUUUGACCUUUUGUAAAUCCUGUGCAAUAAAGGGUAGGUUUUAUGAAUAAAAGUAAUGAAAACCUUGCCCUGGGUCUAUAUUCAGAUUCCAAAUUUGACACAGAAAUAAGGUAUCAAA
This is a messenger RNA of Pseudopodoces humilis (Tibetan ground-tit), 4320 nucleotides long. NCBI's taxonomy places the organism in Eukaryota, Metazoa, Chordata, Aves, Passeriformes, Paridae. The record is from RefSeq and is a predicted model, not a curated record.